Rhea pennata is the source of this 2334-nucleotide messenger RNA. RefSeq names its product Holliday junction recognition protein (gene HJURP). Gene Ontology annotation, cellular component: chromosome, centromeric region. Bases 1 to 2334 code for a protein of 777 amino acids. The transcript has 11 exons. Gene Ontology annotation, biological process: CENP-A containing chromatin assembly. Gene Ontology annotation, molecular function: histone binding. NCBI's taxonomy places the organism in Eukaryota, Metazoa, Chordata, Aves, Rheiformes, Rheidae. The record is from RefSeq and is a predicted model, not a curated record.
AUGGCUUUCGACUUGGACAAGCAUCUGCGGCAGAGCAACGCCCGCUUCGUGUCCGCCAUCAACCGCAUCCUGGAGCGGUAUAAUCAUCCUUUUGAAGAUGAUUUACUUAUUUCCAUGGAAACUCUCACUUAUGAUACACCUGAUGGACCAAAGCAAUGGGGAGAAGUGUCAACCAAAAACCUUAAAAAAUGGAGGAAGAAAAUACUUAAGCAUGCUAUUGGAAGUCGAAAGAAUGCAGGUGAAGAAAGUGAUGCUGAUAUAGUUUCAGUUAGAAGAAAAUUUGAAGGCAUUCACUUCCAGAAUCUGAAUGUUGAUGAUGAAGAAAUGCAAGAGAAAGUAAAAGUUCAGGUGGAUGUGAUAGUACAAGAUGAUGCUAGAAGAAUUCCAAAGUGGAUUACGAUAGUACCUCAAAAAUCAUCGAAAGGUCUUCACUUAGCUUCACCAGUGCAAGAACUGAUUGGCAACCAAGCCACUGUUUGCAGAAAGAAAUCAGGGUUUGGAAAUGAGUAUUCUUCAUCUAGAUGUUUCCAGUUACAUUUGCCUGGUGUUCCUACUUCAGCAAAUACAAUAACUGUACCCAGGCGUCAACCUGUUCCAGAAGUGAAUGAAACUUGUUAUGAUAGUAUCUUGGAAGUAUACCAGUCUGCAGAUGAGGAAUGCUCCUGGAGUAAUGUAACACUUGGAGACUUGUAUCCAGGGAUGGUAGAGACACUAACAAGACUUAUGAGAAAGUGUUUUCAGAGAAAAGUAUCUGAAUAUGUAAUUGGACACUAUAGACACAAAAGAUGGCGUUCUAGAAAACUAAAGCUCAAUGUAACUGUAGAGAAAAUAAAAGGAUUCAAACCACUUAAAUUGAAGCGAGCCCUGCCCAGCUUAUGCACCAGUAGUAACGAAGAUGUCCAGAAUCUACGUUUUGGAAAUAAUGCAAUUAAAAACUGUGAUAACAAAUGUUCCUUCAAUAAUUUAAAUCGCCUGGUGCAUUAUUCUCACAAUGAUGCAAAUGAAAUGAUAACAGACUGCUCUGAUUCAAAUUUAGAACAUUAUCCAGCAUCUGGGAAAGGCCAAAAUGUCUCUGACCAGACUGUUCUUCCUAACGUUAUGGCUAGAAUGGGAGCGACAUUUCUAGUUGAAAAUCCAUUACGGACUACUGCUGCACUGAAGAAUUCAAAAUGCAAUGAAAGUGAAAAAUUGAUUUACAAAUGUUCUUCACAUUACCCUUCUAUAACAUCUGCUGUCAGCUCAGGGUCAGCAGCGCUUCAUCUGGUAAAAGAGAGCAAAACUCAAAAAAUUCACUUUCCUUUUGAUGAUACUUCAGGAUUGUGCUCAUCAAUUUGCAAUUUCAGUAGUGAUGGUAACACUUUUGCACCAGUUAAAAACAAUUCUCUUAAAAGAACAUUGAAUACCUUACUCAAAAAUCCUGAAAUAAAUAUUCCUGAGAGGGAAAUUUCUCUGCAGCGCAGCCACUCAUUUUCUUCUUUGCCUGUGAAUCUGAGUCCCUCAAAGACUCAGAAAUAUGAAGAUGCAUUUGAAGAACUCUACUGCAAACUGUCUUCCAAAGAAAUUCAAAAGCCUUUGGCAUUGACAAAACUGCCUUCAAGCUCACGGAAGCUUGAGGAGAAAGGAAGAUUAAUGAAGAAUAAAUUUAGUGAUUCUGUGACAUCCAAUAUGCAGUAUGACAGAGCCUUUGAGAAGGUUUAUCAGAAAUUGUGUGGUGAUAGUGUUCCAAAAAUCCCUGGGCUUCAGAGAGCUUCUAACUUCAUGAAAUAUGAAGUAAUACAGAUGUCUGAAACAGUAAAUGCUCUUGUUAACUCACCUAUUCGAACUUUAUCUGCAAUUCCCAGAGUUAAAAGACUAGCAAAUGUUCAGAAUGAUCUGCUUUCUUCACCUGUAAAGCGACUGAGAAAUAUACCUGAACAUUAUUUUCCUCCAACAGUAUAUCAGCAGAUUUCUUGCAGGAAAAAUGUUAAUCUUCAGACAGUUGGCACAACUUUUGCAAGCACAUGCAGUGACAAUAAUUCCAGCUUUAAUGACAGUCAUAACUGUCUGAGUCAGGACUCUGGAUUUCAUGCUUCUCCAGAUAACACCUUUCUUGUUGGUCCUCGUACUUCUCUGCAAGCAGAGUCUGGAAUUGCGGAUGCCCACUCUGACAAGCCUAGUACACUGCAGAAUUACACCUUUCGCAGAAGCGCACAGAAAUAUCACCACAAGGUAUCCAGAAAACUAAGCUACACUGAUGGGAAAGACAGAAAUCCUAGCAUUCCAUUGGAGGACUUCCUAAUCAAAACUCAUGAAGGAGCAUUCAUGGACUGCUACAGAGAAAACAUUGUUUUAUAA